This is a messenger RNA of Penicillium taxi, 1479 nucleotides long. RefSeq names its product xenobiotic compound monooxygenase, DszA family. The record is from RefSeq and is a predicted model, not a curated record. NCBI's taxonomy places the organism in Eukaryota, Fungi, Ascomycota, Eurotiomycetes, Eurotiales, Aspergillaceae. Gene Ontology annotation, molecular function: oxidoreductase activity, acting on paired donors, with incorporation or reduction of molecular oxygen; monooxygenase activity. The coding region runs from base 1 to 1479 and encodes 492 amino acids. The transcript is spliced from 4 exons.
AUGGGAGAUACUAGCAUAGCCAAUGGCCAUGAAAAUGGCAAGAAACAAAUCUUGAUUAAUGCAUUUGACAUGUCAACGGUUGGUCAUUUAUCUACAGGCCAGUGGAAGAAUCCAAAGGAUAAAUCGGCAACCAAGCGCAAGCUCGAUUACUGGAUUGACCUGGCAAAACUGCUUGAAAGUGGUGGUAUCAAUGCUCUGUUCCUUGCAGACACAACUGGAGGUUAUGAUACAUAUGAGGGUAAGCUGGACGAGUGUAUUCGCCGUGCUGCGCAAUGGCCAGUGACAGACCCAACAAUUCCCAUCUCUGCAAUGGCAGCUGUGACCAAAAACCUCGCCUUCGGAAUCACGGCCUCAACUUCAUUUGAGCAGCCGUUCUUACUCGCGAAGCGCUUUUCCACUUUAGAUCAUCUCACUAAUGGUCGAGUGGGUUGGAACAUUGUCACUUCGUACAAGAAAUUGGCUUUCAAGGCUAUUGGUCUCGAUACCCCAAUUGAGCAUGAUGAGCGGUAUCUGCAAGCUGAUGAGUACCUCCGGGUGCUUUACAAACUUUGGGAGGGUUCCUGGGCACCCGAUGCACUUUCUCCCGACCCAGAAAACGACUCAUAUGUAAACCCUGAUAAGGUCCGCUACAUCAAUCAUCAAGGAAAAUAUUUUUCUUUGAAUACACCGCACAUUGUCGAUCCAUCUCCACAGCGAACACCGUUCCUUUUCCAAGCAGGCACGUCGCCAGCCGGAUCGGCCUUUGCAUCCACCCAUGCCGAAGCCAUCUUCGUCUCAUCCCAUUCACCAGAGGUCCUGCGACCUAAGAUCGACAGGAUUCGAAAACAAGCUGCAGAGUUAGGUCGUGACCCUCAAUCAAUCAAGUUCUUCGCCACAUUCACACCCAUAGUGGGAAGAACGGACGAAGAAGCCCAGGCCAAGUACAAGGAGUUGCAAAAGUACGCCUCGGUGGUCGGUGGACUGGUGCUGUUCAGUGGCUGGACAGGUAUUGACAUCUCAGGUAUCCCCCUAGAUCAGGAGAUUACUGCGGCAGACUCCCUAGCAGCCGGCAGGAUCACCAGCCAACUUGAUUCCUUGCUCAAGACUAGCGAGUACAUUCCUCGCUGGACACCUAGAGUCAUUUCUGAAAAGGCUGCCAUUGGUGGUCUUGGCCCUGUAGCCAUUGGAAGUCCUACCACUGUUGUGGACGAGAUGGAGCGAUGGGUUCGUGAGGCAGACCUUGACGGUUUCAAUAUUGCCCAUGCUACCACUCCAGGUACCUUUGAGGAUCUGAUUGAACUGGUCAUUCCGGAGCUGAGAAAACGUGGUCUCUACCCCGAGCUGCCAGCUUCUUCUGACGAGCCACUCACUGCCCGUGAAAAGAUUUUUGGGAAGGGACAGAAAGAGCUUCGAGCUGACCACCCAGGCAGCCGGUACAAGUAUGAUGUGUAUCAGGAGGACCCACCAUUUGUCAAAGAGACUGAAAAGAAAGCUUUGUGA